GGCGGACGUGGUGUGGCUCUGUGCACAGCAUCUUCUUGGCAUCGGCCACGGAUCAUCCACAUUCAGUUUGACAACAAUUUCGAAAGUGUAAACACACAAAUAACGGGAUAUUCCAUCGGAAAAAAACAUUUUUGGUAUACGAAGUAGAAAAUGGAAACUCCCGCCGCCGCCGUUCAAAGAUAUCGCAAUAGUUUUUCGAUUGAAAAUAUUCUCUCAAAACCAGUGACAAAUUCAAAUCUUCUUGUCGAAGAUGUAAAAUUGAAAUAUAAUUUAAGUGAAAGAGUUCCCCAUGCAAAUGGUGAUAAAAUUCAUAAUCCUUUAAGUGAUAGUCCAAAUAGUGAAGUGAGAUCUUCUAGUCCUGAAUCCAGUUUCAAUGAGGAUACUUUGGAUGAUGCCAAGAGUGACAUAACAUCAGAGGAUGAUCAUGGUUCAAAUGAUGAUCGUAAGAAACGGCCACGUACAGCAUUUUCGGCAUCACAAAUCAAGGCAUUGGAAACCGAAUUCGAGAGGGGAAAAUAUUUGUCAGUUGCCAAGAGGACGGCCUUGGCAAAGCAGUUGCAUUUGACUGAGACACAGAUCAAAAUUUGGUUUCAAAAUCGCCGUACCAAAUGGAAGCGCAAAUACACUGCAGAUGUUGAGACCUUGGCCUCCCAUUAUUAUGCCCAAUUGGGUAUUGGCGGUUUGGCUCGACCAAUGGUGGUGGGGGAUCGUCUUUGGCUUUUUAGUCAAACACCGGCUGGUCCGGCACCACUACAAUCGAUAAUGUUAAAUGGAGGACCUGCAGCCAAUGUUGCACCGCCCUUGGCAGCAGGGCAACUUCGUGCCUAUCCCACCUCAAAUCUCAUACCACCCGUACCCACACCUAAUGUCAUUGAAAGUGCCCGCAAUGCAAUAUUGGCCAGGGGGCAACCCUUAAAUUAUACUCUUAACCCCUAUCUGGCACAGCGGUCAGCAAAUUCCAAUUCACUGAGUCCCACAUCACGUUACUUAGAUUAUACUGCGGCAACUAGUUCGGGUCUUUAUCAGAGUUCACCUACCUCCAAUGAAGCAUACCUGCAAAUGAAAUAUAAUGUUUUGAAUACGAUCAAUGAACCAGAGGCAGAGACGUCGACUCCAACCUCCAAUGGUUUGGCCGAAUUGGAACGGGUAUUCAGGGAUACCAAUGCAAAUUUCUUGGAGCACAAAGUGAGUGGUGAUAAAAAUGGAAAACCUUCAUCAGAUUUUGGUUACAACGGGCUGGCCCUGACACAACGUGCCAACGGAAAAUCUGCAUCGGGCAAUGACAGCGACUCGGAAUGCAGUGAAAUUGAUUGUGAGCAAAUCGAUGAUGAGUGAGGAAAGUGGGGGAUUUUGUUAAUCAACUUUUAUUUUUAAUUAACUUAAUUAAAUAAGGAAAAUAAAUUUAAGAAAGUGUAGAUUUUGUAAAUG
Messenger RNA from Musca domestica (house fly), 1428 nucleotides. It is a transcript of the gene lms, whose product is annotated as pituitary homeobox 3. Gene Ontology annotation, molecular function: DNA-binding transcription factor activity, RNA polymerase II-specific; DNA binding. The record is from RefSeq and is a predicted model, not a curated record. The coding region runs from base 151 to 1335 and encodes 394 amino acids. The transcript has 3 exons. Gene Ontology annotation, biological process: central nervous system development; regulation of DNA-templated transcription; neuron differentiation. NCBI's taxonomy places the organism in Eukaryota, Metazoa, Arthropoda, Insecta, Diptera, Muscidae.